UAAACAAAUUGUUAAUGGAUAUGAUGUGUGUGAGUGUGAACUUGUACCUAAUUGUAUUUAUUAAUAAUAUAGCAGGAAGUGAUAAGAGUUUCAUCGAGACUUUCGGUUUAUUUGAUUAAUUAAAAUGAAAAAAGAUAAUUGCAGAAGAUUUACUGUUAUUGAGUAGGCGCUUUGUAAAGUAACAACAAUCAAAUUUCAACUCGGAACACUCAUAUUUGUAGUAAAUUUGUAAAUUUACAAGAUGCUUGAUACUCUCUACGACUAUUUGUCGAACAUACCCGGCUAUCAUGUUUUGGGGCUUGGACUUGUUGCUUACUUGGCAUAUUAUCUCAUUUUGGUGGUUAAGCGUCCCACAUUCGUUUGCGCUGAUGGUCCAUUGAAAAACUUUCUAAUGCGAGAAAUACCAACCUUGAAUAUGAAAUUCUGGCCGACAUUUUGGUGCUUGGAUAGUCGUGCUCAGACAAUUUUCGCCAGUGUUUUACGUUCCAAGACAAUACCUUCGAUUGAAUAUAAGAGAGAAAUUUUCACACUAAAAGAUGGGGGCGAAGUGGCUUUAGAUUGGAUGGCUGAUAAUUGUGAUUCGAAUUCGCCUUGUGUUAUCAUUUUGCCUGGCUUAACGGGCAAUUCACAGGACGAAUAUGUAAAAUGCCUCGUAUUUGCCGCUAAUAACUCAGGCAUACGUGUGGUGGUCUUCAAUAAUCGCGGACUUGGUGGCGUGGAUUUAAAAACACCGCGUCUUUAUAACGCUUGCAACUGUGAAGAUCUUGCCGAAGUGGUGCAACAUGUACGGAAGGUGGUGCCGGAAUAUUGUAAGUUGGGAGCUACCGGUAUUUCAAUGGGCGGGCUGGUCUUGGGUAACUAUUUGGCACGACGAAGUGAGGAGGCCCGGACAUAUUUGUCGGCAGCGAAAAUUAUUUCUGUGCCUUGGAAUGUGCAUAAAGCUAUUGAUAGCAUUGAACAGCCUAUUUUAAAUAAUCUACUCGGACGUCUAUUGACGCAAAGCAUGUAUCACACACUAAAGCAAAGUGGUCUUCACAAACAUCAGGAUUUGGAUAUGCGAAGCAUUAAAACGAGCAAGACAAUUAGAGAGUUCGAUGCCCUGUUCACUAUUAAACAUUUCGGCUACCCAAGUGUGGAUGACUAUUAUAAUGAUGCUACUUUACAAAAUAAAUUACAUCAAAUAUCUGUGCCAUUACUUUGCUUGAGCGCUGCCGAUGAUCCGUUUCAGCCACUAGAUGCCAUUCCUCUAGAAGCAGCGAAUAAAUGCAGUCAUGUUGCCAUCAUCAUAACAGCUCGAGGCGGUCAUAUCGGUUUCCUCGAAGGUUGCUGGCCCUCAACAAAAGAUCAAUAUAUGAGCCGUGUUUUCGUAGAAUACUUUACUAAAGCUUUAUUCGAUGAAAAAGGUGAAUUUCAACGGAUUAAAGAGGAUCUGCAUCGUGUUUAUCUCGAAAAACAAAACUGUUGAAUUCCUUCAUUAAUGAAAUGUUUUAAUGUUAAUUAAAUAAAUAUAUACAGUGUUAUACAAAUGUACUGAUUCUCGUG
Molecule: messenger RNA, 1542 nt
Organism: Ceratitis capitata (Mediterranean fruit fly)
Lineage: Eukaryota; Metazoa; Arthropoda; Insecta; Diptera; Tephritidae
Product: phospholipase ABHD3
Exons: 8
Coding region: 242-1465 (407 amino acids)
Biological process (GO): medium-chain fatty acid biosynthetic process; medium-chain fatty acid catabolic process
Molecular function (GO): monoacylglycerol lipase activity; acetylesterase activity
Source: RefSeq, a predicted model, not a curated record